AUGGACAAUGUCUUCUUUCCGAGCAUGGCCGUCUCUGAUGUUGCCCCAUCUGACAAUGCUGGCACUGAUCCUCCGCUAAAGUACACCGGCGUCGACGGACAGCUCCCUUCCGACAGCCUAUUUUCCGAUCCUUUUGCCAGUAACACUACAGAUUGGGACUCUUAUAUCAGAGAUUUUGGAGGCGAUGAUGCUUUUCAAGAUACCGGUAGCUUCAACACGUCUCUUCUGUCAACGUCUCCAGUGGCGUCGGCGUCCCUUCGCAACACUCCCGACACUGUCAUUAGCAACGUAUGCAUGAAUACCACCGGUGCCGGAGAAGGUUUUGACGAGAGAAAUAUGGCGGCCGAACAUAAUAUCAAUACCACCAACAUGCCAGAACCUUCUUCUCACCAACAACCAACAACGUUUACUACUAUUACGGAUCUAGCCGCGAAUGACUAUAACCAAACGACCAGCAACUCGGCGUCAUAUCCUGCCACGACGACAGGCCAGGCCACAGGUAUGGCGGCUGGCACCGUAGUGUGCUCUGCUGCUACACUAGGCGCUCCUCAAACCGAGCCGGCACUGGUCAUGAAUGCCUCUCCCCGACGCCGCGUCUCUCGCCUUCCUCCAGACAUUGGUGCGGAUGGCCAAAUCAAGUAUCUCGAGCCACACGAAAUACCACAAACCCCGGUCGAGGGAAGGCAGUACUCUGUCCAGCAUGGUGCACAAAAUAAUCUAGCUCUGCCCCCAGAGUUGGAAAAACACUUGUAUCAUCUUCCGGGGCAAGAGUACACCCAGCAGCAACAGCAGGUUCCGCAGCGCAUGCCCGCACAGCCUAUGCAGUCACAGCCUAUGCAGUCACAGCCUAUGCAGUCACAACCUAUGCAGUCACAGCCUAUGUCUUUUCAGCAGAUUCAACAAAUGCCAGGCCCUCCAACAUUGCAGAGCUCUCAGCGACCGCAGCACUUUCAGCAGCCCCAGCAUGCCUCGGAGCCUCAAAACUAUUCAAACCAAAGAUUCUAUGUUCAAAAUCCAGACUUUAUCCAGAAUGCUCAGCAUGCUCAGCACCCUCAGCAACAAUCUCAGCACCCUCAGCACCCUCAGCACCCUCAAUACUUUCAAAACCAUCAGAACCCUCAGUACCUUCAACAUGGCAAUUUCCCGUCGCGUCAGCAACAUUCGAUGGACCCGCGCCGAAUUCCACAGCAAACGAUGGGCCAGGAUCCUCGCCAGUUUUCUAACAUGAAUAGUUUCCAGCCUGGUAUGCACGCACCGCGUCCAGCUACUCAGCAAUCACAGCAAUCUAUGGCACCUGCUCAUGGCCGACUACAGAUUCAGACGCACCCGCUGACCCCAGGCCAAGUACAAAUGAAGACGCUACCAAUGAUUCCAGGUCAACUACAAACGCAGACGCACCCAAUGACCCCAGGCCAUAGUCGAGAGGCCUACUACACUGCAGAAGGGUAUCGGUCUUCCUCAACUCGCGCAGAAAAGCCUCCCACAACCAAUGGUAACGAGUUUCUGAGAGGUCGAGAUUUCCGCCCCGUAUGGAGCGUCGGCGAGAUAAAUACAAAUUGGCUAGAUACCAGCCCUAACACUGUCGAGCCGCACGUCAAGCCAUUCCUCAAGAAGGACAUCAAGCUCGGCAUGUCCUCACAGAAUGCAACAAAAGCCGCCAUUACGGAUGGAUUCGUGCGUGGUGCAGCAUGGGCCGCCAAGCUGUUCUUGACGCAAAUUGACAAGGAGAUGCGAGGAAGCGGCACGAUGCUUGGGUUCCGGCCACACAAGAAGGUUCAGAAGACCGAAUUGGAAAAGUCGGUUGUGGAGCACAUUGUGAGGAACAACCCACCAUCUAUCCACGGCGCUCAGUGUGCCAAUGUCAUUGCCUGGGCAUAUGACGAGUUUUACCCAGGCGUUUUCCGGCAGGAGGGCAGCAACGGACAGCUACGGGGUCCGAAAGAAAUUCUCGAGGCUUGGAAAACCCUCAGAGACAACGUUGAGCCGAAUCAUUUGAAGCCCGUCCUGUAUGAUACCAGCACGGGCCUAACUGUGAUGACGGACCUACAACCGUCUCGGCCACCCGUAGCCCAAGUGAGAACCGUGAUGACGCAAGGGGGACAAGUACCAGCUAUCAAAUUCUCCCAGUUCUCUGCCCCUGAUGCGACGAAUGGGCAUAUUGCAGUGAACAGCGGCGAAAACUUCUUCACCAACCCCCAGGUACCGGCGUCAAUGGCACUCCAGCAAACGAGACGGGCCGAGCCGGCGACUUCAAAGACCAUAGCCAAGCCCCCCGGUGCUAAAACGACUCCCAAGACGGCGGAAGAGAAGAAGGAGAAUCGAAAUCGCAAGGUGGACUCGAGACUCCAAUGGACGCUGACGGGACAAUCGCGCCCCGUCAAGCUUGAGCAGCUGGAAGGGGUAUCGUACUACUGUAGCGACGGACAAUUUCGCAUCUUGGAAGGCGAGAGGCUCCAACAAGCCAUGGAGAGAACUCAAGAGCAUCAGCGAAGACAAUCAGAAGCAAGAGCGAUGGCGGGAGACGCAGGUACAUCCAUGCACAGCACCGCUAACGAUAAAUCGACUCUGGCCGUUGCAACAGGUGUGCAACCUUCAAGCAGUGGGCCAAAAACCACUUCUGCCGAUGAUGAUCAAGUGCCACAAGCGAUGUAUGAGUCGAGUCUUUGCGAUGAAAUGACGGAUGUGGAAUCUCAGAACGACGAAGCAACAGCUACGUACUCUGUCGACGACUUUCAAACGCUACAAGCGAUCUCUCGAUUGGAUUCUAAUACUCGGCAUCAAGCGACAAACCGUGGUGAAGUGAGAAGAAAGAGGGUGCCAGAUGAGGAAUCGAUGCCAGCUGGGCGACGAAAGAGGGGACGACAAGAUGUGCAACAGGGACUUGAGGAGCAGAGAACCGGAAACGAGAUGCUACAUACCCCGCACAUGAUUAGUUACGCCGGUGAUUAA
Beauveria bassiana ARSEF 2860 is the source of this 2949-nucleotide messenger RNA. RefSeq lists its product as uncharacterized. NCBI's taxonomy places the organism in Eukaryota, Fungi, Ascomycota, Sordariomycetes, Hypocreales, Cordycipitaceae. The transcript has a single exon. The record is from RefSeq and is a predicted model, not a curated record. The coding region runs from base 1 to 2949 and encodes 982 amino acids.